Molecule: messenger RNA, 1479 nt
Organism: Dreissena polymorpha
Lineage: Eukaryota; Metazoa; Mollusca; Bivalvia; Myida; Dreissenidae
Product: E3 ubiquitin-protein ligase TRIM21-like
Exons: 14
Coding region: 121-1338 (405 amino acids)
Biological process (GO): proteasome-mediated ubiquitin-dependent protein catabolic process
Molecular function (GO): ubiquitin protein ligase activity
Source: RefSeq, a predicted model, not a curated record
UACUCUAUUCUAUAUUUAGCAAAACUUAGGCAAUGCUAUUUUAAGAACUAUAUGCUAUCGAACUUUUGCUUUGCAACAAUCAUAACAAGGAAGAGUGAACAACAACAACAGUGAAUAAACAUGGAAGAAAACGACUUACCUCUUCUUGUACCACUGACUGCUUUGACAGACUACCUGCAGUGUUCCAUAUGUAUGUGCAGCCUGGACAAGACUACCAUCACAGUCUGUGGACAUCGCUACUGCGAGAAGUGUAUCAGCGAAUGGGUGGGGCGCCAGCACACGUGUCCAUGUUGUAACCAUCCACUGAUCCUCUCACAGCUCUUUAAAGACCAUCAGUUUGAUAGUCUAAUUAGUGCAAUAGAAUCUGAGAAAAGCAAAGCAGAAACCCAGUAUUUUGAAAAUCUCAUCCAAUCUGCUACCAGUGAAAAUUCCAAAUCCAGUGAACAAAACAUGUCACCAGUUGAGCUUGUCUUGAAAAAACACCUAAAAAAGGGGCUUAUAGAGCAUGAAUCGUAUCUGCAAACCCUCAAGAAAUCUCUUCACACCAAGAUGAACGUUCUUGAAACCUCCACAGAGAGAGCUGUGGCAGACUUGCAAUCUCAUGGACUAUCUCAGAAUGAGGUCUUACAGCAAACUCAGGAUCUGUAUAGGGCCUUGGAGCGACAGAAACUGGAGAUGACCAAUGAACUCGAGUCUUGUGUUGCUAUGGUUGCAGAGGCAUAUGACAGGUAUCUCAAUACCCACAUUCCUAGACUAGACGUGCUCCCAGUGAAGGCCACAGUGGUUCUAGCUGGCAAGAACAUCAGUAUACCUGACAUCACUUUCCAGGCCACAGAUAGUUUGCUUGAAGUGCGGACCAGUGUAGAGUCGGCAAUGAUCAAACGACACAACCCUGUACAUUCCUGGGAACCAUCCACAAAAUACUACCUGUUUGGUCCUUUUGCCAAGUGCAGUGAGCUGGAGAUGAGGACUGUGAUUCACAACUUCCACAUGGAUGGCAACCUGCCGGAUGAUGUACAGUUCCUUACAGAGGGGGCAAAACUGGGACUGCAGUAUAACAUGCGACCAGGAAGUGUGAUACUGAUAUUAGACGGUGUUAAACUGGAGAGUGACCUGCCAAAGAAGUGCUUUGUUGACAUCUAUAAGAAGAGUGAUACACAGCAGAAAGUGGACUAUUUCUCAUGUAAUCAGUGCAACUUCAAAUGGAUUUGCAGAUCCUGUAUGGAAGUGUGCCAUCUUGGUCAUGAGGUCACUCCGUAUAUAAUACAGCAUCAGCCAAACUGGGCCUGCUGCUACUGUCCAAAGAAAAAAUGCUGCAAGAUUCAGUUGGAAGGUUGAUAAAGAGAAAUAACGUGGACCCAAACAUUCUUCUUGAGCGAUCUCAACUAUUCUGUCACCAUGACCACAUUGGGUACACACUUUGGAGAUGAACAUAACUGCUUAUUCAUCAAAUCCGGCAAAUAAGAAAUUUCAAAUUCA